Messenger RNA from Pelobates fuscus (common spadefoot toad), 5319 nucleotides. RefSeq names its product SMAD specific E3 ubiquitin protein ligase 2 (gene SMURF2). Bases 272 to 2536 code for a protein of 754 amino acids. The record is from RefSeq and is a predicted model, not a curated record. Lineage: Eukaryota; Metazoa; Chordata; Amphibia; Anura; Pelobatidae. Gene Ontology annotation, biological process: protein polyubiquitination; proteasome-mediated ubiquitin-dependent protein catabolic process; negative regulation of BMP signaling pathway. Gene Ontology annotation, cellular component: cytoplasm. Gene Ontology annotation, molecular function: ubiquitin protein ligase activity; protein binding. The transcript is spliced from 20 exons.
UCCUCCCCCUGUCUCUCUCUCUCUCUCCUCCCCCAGUCUCUCUCUCCUCCCCCAGUCUCAGUCUCUCUCCUCCCCCCAUCCCAGCCUCUCAGUCUCUCAGUCUCCCAGCGUCCCCCGCUCAUGGCGCUGCUCAGUGUGUCGGGGCCUCCGCUCUCCGCCUGACUCCUGUCCCCGCUCAGAGUGCUCCCAGCUCGGCCUGACUGAGAACUCCACCCCGCUGCUUCCCGCGGGCCCAGCACCCCCUCCAGGACUACAUCAGGGGGCCGGGGCGAUGUCUAACCAGGGAUCCCGGAGGAACGGACCCGUGAAACUCCGCCUGACUGUGUUGUGUGCGAAAAAUCUGGUGAAGAAGGAUUUUUUCAUAGGGCUACCAGACCCUUUUGCGAAGGUCGUGGUUGACGGGUCUGGGCAAUGUCACUCCACAGACACCGUGAAGAAUACCCUGGACCCAAAAUGGAACCAGCAUUAUGACUUGUACAUUGGGAAGUCAGACUCCAUCACUAUUAGCGUUUGGAAUCACAAAAAGAUCCAUAAAAAACAGGGCGCUGGCUUUCUCGGAUGUGUCCGCCUCCUCUCAAAUGCCAUCAACCGUCUAAAAGACACCGGCUAUCAGAGACUGGAUCUAUGUAAGCUCGGUCCAAAUGAUAACGAUACAGUCAGAGGUCAAAUUGUAGUCAGUCUUCAGUCCAGAGACCGAAUCGGUUCCGGGGGACAAGUUGUUGACUGCAGUCGUCUGUUUGAUAAUGAUUUACCAGAUGGUUGGGAGGAGAGGAGAACCGCGUCUGGUCGGAUUCAGUACCUGAACCACAUCACAAGGACAACCCAGUGGGAACGUCCAACCCGGCCGGCAUCUGAAUAUUCUAGUCCUGGUCGGCCUUUGAGCUGCUUUGUAGAUGAAAACACGCCGAUUGCAGUAAGCAAUGGGGCAACCUGUGGGCAAAGCUCCGAUCCAAGGCUUGCAGAGAGGAGGGUCCGGUCCCAGCGGCACAGAAAUUACAUGAGCAGAACACAUUUACACACCCCUCCAGACCUGCCAGAGGGAUAUGAACAGAGGACCACGCAGCAAGGCCAGGUAUAUUUCCUGCACACACAAACCGGGGUCAGCACGUGGCACGAUCCACGCGUCCCGAGGGAUCUUAGCAACGUAAACUGUGAGGAACUUGGCCCACUCCCUCCAGGCUGGGAGAUUCGCAAUACAGCAACAGGAAGAGUUUAUUUUGUGGAUCACAACAACCGAACGACGCAGUUCACAGACCCUCGGCUGUCGGCCAAUCUCCAUCUUGUAUUAAAUCGCCAGAACCAGCUAAAAGAUCACCAACAGCAACAGCAGCAGCAAGUGGUGACCCUGUGCCAGCUUCCAGACGAGGUGGAGUGCCUCACUGUGCCACGUUAUAAGAGAGACCUUGUGCAGAAAUUAAAGAUCCUGAGACAAGAACUCUCCCAGCAGCAGCCUCAGGCCGGUCACUGCCGAAUCGAGGUGUCUCGAGAAGAGAUCUUUGAGGAAUCCUACAGGCAAGUAAUGAAAAUGAGACCGAAGGACCUGUGGAAGAGACUUAUGAUAAAAUUCCGAGGAGAAGAGGGUUUGGAUUAUGGAGGUGUUGCAAGGGAAUGGCUGUACCUCUUGUCCCAUGAAAUGUUAAAUCCAUAUUAUGGCCUCUUCCAGUAUUCACGGGAUGAUAUAUAUACUCUGCAGAUAAAUCCGGAUUCAGCAGUUAACCCGGAACAUCUGUCGUAUUUCCAUUUUGUUGGUCGGAUCAUGGGUAUGGCAGUAUUUCACGGACACUACAUAGAUGGGGGCUUCACACUACCAUUUUAUAAACAGCUUCUUGGGAAGCCAAUUACGUUAGAUGACAUGGAGUCGGUGGAUCCAGAUCUGCAUAACAGCCUUGUUUGGAUUCUAGAAAACGAUAUUACAGCGGUGUUGGACCACACGUUUUGUGUGGAACAUAAUGCUUAUGGUGAGCUCAUCCAGCACGAACUGAAACCCAACGGGAAAAGUAUACCAGUCACAGAAGACAGCAAAAAGGAAUACGUCAGGUUGUACGUUAAUUGGAGGUUCUUACGAGGUAUUGAGGCGCAGUUUCUGGCGUUGCAGAAAGGAUUUAACGAAGUCAUUCCUCAACAUCUGCUGAAAACGUUCGAUGAAAAAGAACUUGAGCUGAUUAUCUGUGGACUUGGAAAAAUCGAUGUUAAUGACUGGAAAUCAAACACCCGGUUAAAACACUGUACUCCAGACAGUAACAUUGUGAAGUGGUUCUGGAAAGCAGUGGAAUCUUUCGAUGAGGAGAGGAGAGCGCGUCUACUCCAGUUUGUAACUGGUUCUUCUAGAGUUCCCCUCCAAGGGUUCAAAGCAUUACAAGGUGCAGCCGGUCCGAGGCUCUUCACCAUCCAUCAGAUUGAUGCUAAUACAAACAAUCUCCCCAAAGCUCAUACAUGCUUCAACCGCAUUGACAUUCCACCGUAUGAGAGCUACGACAAGCUGUAUGAUAAACUCCUCACAGCCAUCGAAGAAACCUGUGGAUUUGCAGUGGAAUGAUGGAGACUUAUUAACAAUCCGCUGUCACUCUGCGUCCUGAUGCUUCAGGUGCCCUAACAUGGAUUUAGCCUUCCGUGGGACCCUGUGAUCGAGAAGAGGAACUGACUGUAACGAGAAAAAAAUGUGUGUUUUCUAUAUAUUGUGAUAUAUACCUAUGUAUAUUUAAAUGAUAUAUAUUAUAAUAUAUAUUCUAAUAUUAUACACAUUUCUUUCAUCAUGAGAAAAAGUCGUUCUGUGCUUGCGACUUAGCUGCUAUUUAAAACAAAUAUCUUGAACUAUAUAGAGGAUGCUGACUUUGUAUGGAGAAGCAGCGUUUAACAGAUAAAGACUACUAUUUUUUUAUAAGAAAAGGGACGUUUAUUACAUUCCCUGUUACCGGACACUACACAAAGAAGAUUUUGUCGUCGGUACAAGUUUGGCCACCCGGGUUUGUCUUUUCUCUCUACUGGUGGAAAAUCUAGAGACAGGCAGGACAGUGGAUUUAGUCACUAGCAUGACUACCAGCAGAGAGACAGUCUGUUGUGCAUAUAUACCACAUGUGGCUGUUGCCAAAAAUAGAUCUUAUAAGGUAUCUGUCACUGGCUUGGCUAUGGCCAGAAAAAGACAGCCUGGAGUUGUCUGUCCCGCACAUAACUUCCAGCGCUAUCUGUCCAAAUGUGACUUCUGGCGGGGAGGCAGCCCAAUGGCGUUUGACAGCACGUCCACAGGCAAGUUGGUGGGCAACUGUGGGCUGUCUUUUUCUUUUUUGUUUUAUGGGACAUGGCCACCAGCAGCAAGGGCAGGCAGACAUCCUGUGGUAUUAGUCAUGGGUGUGGCCACUGGCAGAUAAUAAAAACCACAUGGGAGGUGUCCAACCAUUGUAUCUGCCGGUCCGUCCCCUCUGUUGUGGGAGAGCUCUUCUUCUGUGAUGUCACAAGUCACUGACCGUAUGGAGUGGAGUUUGACCCCAGAGCAUUUUCAAGUAGAGGAUAUGAACAGAUAAGAUCUCCCAUCCGCUAGUGGUCUUUUGUUUCAUCUAUACACCACUCAUGUUUUUAUUAAUAUAUUUCAAAUUCUUAUUCCAAAUGAAAUAAUUUAAUGCUCUAUAUGCCUUUUUUUUUCUUCUUUUUUUUUUAUAAAUAUUCCAGCUAUCCUUGUAAAGGUUAUUUGUGUUUUUAUAAUUUAAACAAGUUACUUUCUACAAAAAUUUGUUCAUAACACAUUUUUCAUAACUGCUAAAAACACUUUAUGUAAAUGAAACGUCUAACCACUGAUAUCGUAUCUUUUACUGUGUAAUAACCUGUUUUGCAACAAUCGCCAUAUUUUGCUACUAACAAUUAUAUUUAGUAUGGUUUUUCAGACAACCUGGAGAUGUUUUAGAGCAAACUGGACAUAUAGUUCAGUCUGAAAGCUUUAUCCGAUUUCCUACCUCCUCUCUGUCAUCCGGUCCUGGUCUUUAUUCUUUGUAAAUAGAAUUUAAAAAAAAACAUUUUUAAAGGAAUUUUCUAUGAAAAUUCUGUACAUAUCUGUGUAGGCCAGGUUUCAUUUCAAGGUUUUUGGGACAAUCUUUAAAUCCCAUGGUCAACUAAGUGCGCCUUUCCUGUCUAAGACAGUCUUGCGUAUCAGUUAUUGAUGUUGGGUCCAUUGUGUAUGGAGAGAGUGAAGUUACAGCAGCCAUAGCUCAACAAUGCCAGGGAUGUCUGUUUACGUCCACAAUUUUAGAAUGAGCAGGACAAUUGCCACCGUGUCUAGUAAUUAAAGUGCAACUCCCAGGGAGAAAAAAUGGCUAUACAUCUUUAAAAGUAAUUACACACUCACACACUCACUAUCUGUAAUGACAAGAGGGAAGCUAGUAAUGAGGUAUUGGUGGUAGAAGAUGGAAUAGUAUAUGCCAAAUUAAAACCCACCUGAGCCUUGUGUGGUCAGCUAGCAUAUUGUUGACAGAGACCGCAAACUGUUUGGUAUCCAUUGCAGAGAUCAGAGCUAUUGCUACAGUACAUGUUUGUAGAAAUGCACUAUAGAUAUUCCUGGAUUACAUACUACCUGACCUGCAACUUAGCUAACUCCUGUUUAUACAUUUGGUUUAUAUGAUUUCCUUAUGCUCCAAGUCAACCGUAGAAGCCAUCUCUUGCUGAUCUCAAAGCCUGCCACCAUUCUCUUUAAAUCUCUACAUGUAUCUGAAUUAUUGAACCUGGAAAGGUUUAGCUCCCACUAGGCAAUAAAACAUGUAUUUGAAACAAACAUCACUUUGUAAACCACUAGAGGGCAACACUAGCAGUUUGUUGCUCAUUCUCACUGUUUACCCAGUGGUGUUCACUGGGUCCUGCUGUUGGCUCAAUCGUUUGCAUUAUUCUACAUUGUAUAUACCAGCUGCUGACCCAGUCCGAACUGCAAUCCAUAGUGUGUGCACAUGGUACACGGCUCAGUCUUUUUUUGUUUUUGGAUACCACAGGGCUAUCAAUGGAUGUAGGGCUAUGUCUGGCAGCUGUAGAGUUAAGACUAUGCCCCUUAAUCUCUGAGUCUGCCAUCUAAGGGUUAACUGACCUCAGAGUGCCUCAUGUCUACCCUCGAAACUGUGCUGUAGCAAAUCCAUUCCACACAAUUAACCCCUUUCAUUGCCUCUGAAUCCCACUGGCAGUGAGGCAGUUAACUGGCUUUUUAAUAACUGCAUUUUUAUUUUUAAUCUGAUUUUUUUUUUCCCCCCUCACUAACCUGGCAACACCAGCAUGUUGUGUAACAUCAUGUAAUAUGAUGGAAAAACUGCUUCAAUUUAUAGCUGAUUAAACAAAUGUGUAUUUUCCAAA